Kuraishia capsulata CBS 1993 is the source of this 3204-nucleotide messenger RNA. RefSeq lists its product as uncharacterized. Gene Ontology annotation, biological process: regulation of transcription by RNA polymerase II. Bases 1 to 3204 code for a protein of 1067 amino acids. NCBI's taxonomy places the organism in Eukaryota, Fungi, Ascomycota, Pichiomycetes, Pichiales, Pichiaceae. The transcript is spliced from 2 exons. Gene Ontology annotation, cellular component: nucleus. The record is from RefSeq and is a predicted model, not a curated record. Gene Ontology annotation, molecular function: DNA-binding transcription activator activity, RNA polymerase II-specific; RNA polymerase II cis-regulatory region sequence-specific DNA binding; zinc ion binding.
AUGCCGAAGGCCGCUGCUGUCAAGAUCAAGACCGAGCAGCCGGAUUCGAGGCGAAAGCGGAACCGAGUUCCCAUGUCCUGUACCAUUUGCCGGAGGAGGAAGGUGAAGUGCGAUAAACGUAAACCCAAGUGCGCAAAUUGCAAGAAGCGAGGGGUUCAACACUUGUGCCAUUAUCUUGUUCCUACCUGGGCGAAGCCUCUUUUGGAUGAGGAAAUUGGUGAUUAUGCGGUAGAGGGUAUGGGACCUGGAGAUGAGGAUAUGGACAUGGAUAACUCCUCGUCACAAGAGGACGAGGAGGAGAUGAAUGAAAUGCGUGCCACGAUUCGCGCUCUGGAAAAGGAAAACGAGAUGUUGAAGCUGAAGAAAGCGAAUAACACACCUCCUAUUUUCCACAGUGACGAGGUUGUGGAACUCACCAGAACGAACUAUUUAUAUACGACCCAGCCUGUUGCCACGAUGAUCAAGUUCCCAAUCGCAUAUCACAUUGGAGUGUUUUCGUGGAUGUUCUUCGUGAAGAACGACUUUGUCCUGAACGAUCUGUGGUCCAAGAUAUCGGGUUUGCGAAAACAUUAUGACUCUGCUUAUGGGGGCCACCAUAACAGCCCUAACAACCUGUUGGAAGGAGAAAUUGAUUUCACAAGCAGUUUUGGCGCGUUCAAGAGAGAAGACAGAUGUCCCGCGAUGGACCACGAACCGGCGUCUCAACAAUGUCCAGUAACCGGCAAGGCUGGUGCUUCAUGUCCUUCUGGUUCAGAUAAAGCUGCUGAAGUGAUGCCAAAGUAUGCUUAUUCAUCUGCAGAUGCAAAGAAAGAGGACGAUGUCAAGGUAUGCCCUCUUAUGAUUGGCGAUGCUAGGGCUAUGUUCAGAGAGAAAAUUUCCCAAAUGUCUUCUCUAUAUACGGCGUCGGCUUCGGCGCCGCCAGACGUGAAUAACACUUCUCCUCAAGUGACUGCAGUUUCAGCGACAAUUCUGGGUGAGCCAUCCAGGAACCAAGACGGUUCUGAAUGCCCGGUUGUUGGAUGCGACGCCAACUCCAAGCGUCCAAAAAGGCAGAAGAAGGUCAAACAGGUAACCGCACCUCCUUCUGUCAAGAAAUUCAACUUCAACGAUACAAAACAAGCUCUCAAUCUCAUCGAGAAACAACUGCCCAACAGGAAGAUCAUCUGGUUGCUGAUAGAUCGCUUCUUCGAGAAUCUGUAUAUACAUGUUCCAUUUGUGGAUGAGGCUUCUUUUAGACUGAAGAUAGCCACCAUCAUUGGAUCUUCUUCUCAGACGGUUCAGAAGGUGAAACUCAGUGACUACGGAUACUGCUAUGGUGAAGAGUUCCUUACCAUCAUGUUGAUGCUGGUCAUUCUGAGACUCAGUUGGUUGAGUUUGCCUAGACAGACAGCGAAGUUAUCAACCGUGGAGCAGACAUUGAUCAAACCGGAAAACAUUGUGCCAAUGGUGCUGACCGAUCUGGUUAAGGAGACUUUCAUGAACAUGAAGAUAGUGACGAGGCCUUCGGUCACAAUUCUUCAAAUAGGUCUCUUCUUGAAGUACUACAACAUAUUUAGCCCCGAGGACGGGUUUGACCUUGAUGAUACUGGGUCUUCCACGAAUAUAGAGAACACUGCGAAUCUCAACAAUGAACUGGCUAACGUCACUGGAGCCACUUUUCUGAACGAGUUGAUAACUCUGGCAAAGACGAUUGGUGUCAAUCGUGAUCCUCUGAUCUUUGAGAACUUUGCUGCUGGUUCGCAGGAAUCCAUGGGUCUUUUCAGGAAAAGACAUCUAUGGAGAAAACUGUGGUUUGGACUCUUGAAUUUGAGUUUGGUAACGAAUCUCAGCCUUGGUGAUUUGAAGAAAGGAUUGCCCAUUGAGAUAGACAACGAUCCCAGGUUGGGAAUUCCCUCAAAGACCUGGGACACAAAGUUACCUGGAAGUGUUGAGGAAGAUCUCUUUGAUAGGGCAUUCAGUGGGCUUGCUCUGAUCAAGGAGAAAAAGAUCGUGGAGAACUUCAGGAUCGAACAGGAAAUGAAUGUUUUGCUGCACAAUGCCAUGGAUAUGUUCUUCAGCCUCAACCGUCCAGUUUCCAAAUCCAAGGUAGAUGAUUUGCUGGAGAGGCUACGAAGGACUUUGAGUGACGACGGCAUUUUUGAGGUUCGAAGCUGUUUCCAAGGAGAAUCUAAGAAUGUGGUCGAUCUCAAGGCCGACAAAUUUGACAAUGCCAACAAGAUUUUUCGAAUGAAGACCCAUCUCGUUGGAAAGAGCAUGAGGUUUGCACUGAACUAUCUCAUGUUCCUGAAUCACGAAAUCAAACUCAACAAUUUUAAGGGAACUGAGGAAGAACAUGCUAUUCAACGUCGGUAUGUUGCUGAGUAUUUUGAAAGCACUCUGCUAUUGGCUAUAGACAACUACAACAUUUUUGUUCAAUUCUUCUUCGAGAACAACGAGAAGAGGUUCCCUGAUUCCACCGCGGAAUUGAUGGUAUACCCGUUCUUGAUGAUUCUGAACCAUAGGUCCAUGGAGUUUUUGAUCUCGUUGAUCCUGAGACUUCAACAAGAUGUUCCUUUGAACAUUGAGAUACUGGCGAAGAAUGAAAUUGAUAAGAAGGAUCUUCUCAUCAGGUUGUUCCAGUAUCUCCAGGUCUUCCUGAGCAAGAUGGAGUCUCUCACCAAAAAGUACUACUAUGCCUGGCGAUUGAGGAAACUGAUCAAGUUCUUCUACAAAGUGCUUUUAAACUCGAACAGAUUGUUUGCGUUCAACCUCAAGAAUGCCCCUCCGUUGCUCCCACAGGCUCCUCUUUUCAAAUCAGAGCCCAAGAAAGAAGAAGUACACUGUCCGAUCUACAAAGACCUCAACACGAACUUCAUUCCAACUCUUUCGAGCCAGAGGAAAGAAACUCCCCUACCCAUUGUUCCCGUACUGCAGUCGCACCAGCCGAUCGAAUCGCCUCUUCCUUUGACACCGACGUAUUCCCAGAACCUCAGUCUUGGAAUGGCUACGCCUACGACCAAUUCCACCGUAGAGGACCAGCAGGAUGGAAUGGACAUGAUGCUUGGGUUGAAUGCCUCUGAGAUGGACUUCAACUUCUUCAACGAGCUGAACGAAUUUGGAGCUGAAGGAAACCUCAUGAAUGGACACGGCGGGCUGAUGACAAUCGAACCAUCUGCCUACAUGGAAACAGAGAUAGACUUUACUUAUGUCGACUUCUCUGGAUGA